This is a messenger RNA of Fusarium coffeatum, 453 nucleotides long. RefSeq lists its product as uncharacterized. The transcript has a single exon. NCBI's taxonomy places the organism in Eukaryota, Fungi, Ascomycota, Sordariomycetes, Hypocreales, Nectriaceae. The record is from RefSeq and is a predicted model, not a curated record. Bases 1 to 453 code for a protein of 150 amino acids.
AUGCUGGCCUCUCCAUUCGCCAGGAAGCUUCGCUCCGUCCUUGGAAGCAAACCCAAGUUCUUUGGCCCUGCUCACCCUGACUCGUACCCUCUCUACAUCACUGACGAUCUCGUCAGCGCAGCGAUGAAUGCCCUCACUGACAGAGAGGUGGCAUGGCCCAGAGACCCUCAGUACCGCAUUGAGGUGGUCAUGGUCAAUAUACCUUUGCAGUACUGUCCACCAUACAUCGCCAACGAUAUGCCGCCUGAAUGUGAAGGAAGGCAUCCCUAUGUAGUUGCAAUCGGAAAGGCGAUAUUCCGUCGAACGCCUGAGAAUCCCGGUGGUGAACUCACCGAGGUCGCGAUGAUCGAAUGGAAACAGAGGGCUGUGACAUUCAGUCACUCGCAGAAAGAGCUCGUUACUAUCGUUCCCCUAAGAGGUAUUACACAUAACACCAGGGGACGAAGUAAAUGA